UCUUCUCUCUCUUCUCUCUCUUUCUCUCUCUUCUCUCUCUCUUCUUUCUUCUUCUUUUCUCUUCUUCUUCUUUCUUCUCCUCUCUUCUUUUCCUCUUUCUGAAAGAAGCCUGAAAAUUUUGUAUCUGUGUAACUGAUAGGCCUGCUUGCGACCGGCGAACUCUCGCAGCAUCCACGCACGUUUUAAAGUUUUAAAAAAAAUUAGUUUCAUUUGCAGCAGUUCGUCUUCUGUUCGUCUUGUUGUUUUAGUUAUGAGGUGCUGCAGGAGAGCGCGCCAACGUAAUGGUUUCCACCACUUUACCGUGUAAAGUUUACAGCAGUUUACAGAUUAUAAGGCCCUGGAGCUGUUCGCGAGCGUGUUUUGUGUUUAGUGCUAAUUAAGUGUGUAUUUCCCCAUAAAAGAUAGCGUUUACUCCAAUUUUUUUUUAAUUCAUGCUCUUUUAUUCUAUUGAAGUAAAGUUUGAAGAAUGAAAUAUAUAUUUUCUCUUUAAUGUGUUCUGGGAGCGAAUCAUGUUCGAUAUUUCGGAUAACUGUAGGAAACUUUUUCAAUAAUUACACAGCUUUAAUGGAUUUUUGUUCUGUUAUUUCUGUUACGUGAUAACGUAAAGAAUUUUGGUUAAAAAUGAGCAAAUAUUCUAGUGAUUCUGAUUCUAGUGAUGACUCCCGUUACCAGAAAAGAAAGAGCAGACGGAGUCGUCAUUCUCGAGAUGAGAGCUCUCGUAGUACAUUUGGAUCACGUUCAAGCAGUAAAGCAAAACAUAGUAAGUCCUCUCGUGACAGAUCACGUUCAAGCUCUAGGGAUAGAUCAAGUGGAAGAAGAAAGCAUAGGUCCAAAAGACGCUCUAGAUCUCCAUCAAAAAGCCGUUCAAAAUACAGAUCAACUUCAUCCUCCUCCUCGUCUAAUGGCAAAUCUCAUUCUAGAUCAAAUUCUCCAGUGUGUGUUGACUCUCGCACAACCUCACAAACAGGAUCAGCUAAGCAAGAGCCUAGUUCAGAAGAUCAAUUGAGAGCCAAACUGCAGCAGGCAAUUAAGGCAGCUCAAUCAGCUGAUGACUUGCUGCGGCAACAAGGCUUCUUGACUGGAGUCUCUUCAAGAAAAGAUGAUAUAAUUAAAGAACCAGCCACAAAUAUUCUUGAUGAAAUAAAUAGUCCCAGUUUCAUACCAAAAAAUUUUGUCUCCCAAGCAUCUAUGCCAUUUACAUCAGAAGCUACUCCUAAUGUAGCUAUUAAACCUGGCAAUGUACCUCUAGCUGCCACUUCCACAGAAGCAAAAGAUAGUGCCACUAGCAUAUUCCAUCCAAGUUUGCUGGUUGACCCAGAACUAAAAUUAGACAAUUUCCAUUUGGUAGAUACAUUUCUACCUUUGUAGAUAUGAGUUGACUGCAAGGUGGCACUAAGCUGUUAGCUUGAAUGUAUGGGGGUGGAGAGCAAUGUUGGAAUUGAGAUCGCUGCGUGCUGCAUCUGAAAGUAGAGAAGGAAGUUGGCAAACAAAGAGCAGCAUUCGUUCCCCAGCUUACUACAUGGCAGCUAUGAGGCAUGGCAAAACUAGCCAAGAUGAUGUCUGUUACGUGGUUGCAAAGUAUGAUUACACAGCACAAGGAGCUCAGGAAUUGGACCUUCGGAAAAAUGAACGCUACCUCCUAUUGGAUGACUCAAAGCACUGGUGGAGGGUACAGAAUGCACGUAAUCAGGCUGGCUAUGUGCCCAGUAAUUAUGUUAAAAAGGAAAAACCAUCCCUCUUUGAUAGCAUAAAGAAGAAAGUGAAAAAAGGUUCCGGUUCCAAGACCCUUCCUUCUAGUAACUCCCCUUCACGUGCCAUUGAAUCACCAACAAUGGGUCGUAGACUCCCUGCAGACCCAGCGGAAGCCAUAGGCACUGCGGUGGUGAAGUACAACUAUCAGGCACAACAGGCUGAUGAGCUGUCGCUGGUGAAGGGUACACGCAUCCUUAUUUUGGAGAAGAGCAAUGAUGGCUGGUGGAGAGGACAGAGUGGGACCCAGGCUGGGUGGUUCCCCAGCAACUACACCCAGGAGGAAGGGGAUGCUGAUGACACACUACACACAUACGCCAUGGCAGAGAAUGUAUUAGAUAUUGUUGUAGCUCUCUACUCCUUCACCUCAAAUAACGAUCAAGAGCUGUCCUUUGAAAAAGGUGACCGCCUGGAGAUACUCGACCGCCCCCCUUCUGACCCAGAAUGGUACAAAGCUCGCAAUGCUCAAGGACAAAUAGGACUAGUGCCACGAAACUACUUACAGGAGUUAAGUGAGUAUCUUACUCAGCCAUACCGAAACCGAGAUACUGGGAGUGAUCGUCAAGAUUCCUUAGAUCGGCGUACUGACACAGGAAGCAUGCGUAGUGUAGACAGACCACACCUCAUUGGUAAACCCUGGUAUUACGGAACAAUUACCAGGGCCCAGUGUGACAAUUUGUUGAAUCAGCAUGGCCAUGAUGGAGACUUCCUAAUCCGAGAUAGUGAAACAAAUGUUGGCGAUUAUUCAGUGUCCUUGAAAGCACCAGGUCGCAACAAACACUUCCGUGUGCAUGUGGAAGGAGCCCUUUAUGGUAUUGGCCAGCGCAAAUUCCAUACUCUUGAUCAACUAGUGGAUCAUUACCAGCGUGCUCCAAUUUACACCAAUAAGCAAGGUGAGAAGCUGUACUUGGUGCGGCCACUUCCGAAAGUCGCUAACAGCUGCUAAUGGAGGCAUAUACCAGGGUCACAUGCCUGAUACAUACCUCUUCUCAGCUCCCUGUGCGCUGACUGGCAAGCCCGUAACGCAUGCCUGAUCCUUGCAUGGACAGAAUUUGUAUGUCCACAAGGAUUUAAGUCUUGUCAAAUUUAUCCUGACUUAGGUCACAGAGUAUAAUGUUUUGUAUUGGAGUGUAUUGAAGAAAACUACAUACCAUGGAAGAUGACUUACUAAUUCAAAAGAAAAAAAGGACGUUAUGUUGUCUCAAAUAUUAUGUGUGUUUCACAUAAGCAAUUUUGAAUACAAUUUGUGCUUUGAUAAUCACUUGCUGUCUUCCUUGCUCAUGACAAUGGCUUGUGACAAAUAGUUGUUACUACAAGUAAAAAAUGUUUUGCCCUUACCACACUACAUAUAAUUUUUAACAAUUUGAAACUGCUGCCUCAUUGAAUAACCCUCAUUGAAAGACAUUAUUUUUGACUCUAUUCAGUGCAUAAUAUGACUAUCCUUUCCGUCAAAAAAUUGUUGCCCAGAUGUAUAAAAGUAUUAUGCAAUUUCAAUGCCUACUAUUCAUAAUGCUUAUGUAGGUCAGACAUCCAAUUUAGAAUAUUACGUAUAAAAUGAAUAAUUAGUAAUGUUUGUCAUUUAAAAACUACCUCAGAAAUUGUGAAUGGAUCUCCAUCAUUUUGCUAGGAAAUAUUUCUUCUCGAUACGUCUGGCUUCAUUUGGGUCUUAUUUUUCAUAUCCGUGUCCUUUCAGUGAGAUUCCUGGUUAUCGUCUGAAUGAGAAACACAAAAUUACUCUUCCCACCUUGGUUGCUCAAAAUUGUUGAAAAUAUUGACAAUUAUUUCGCUUCAGCAGGGAGUGCUUAAACUGUACUUCAGACUCCAAUUGUUGAACAAGGGAGAUUGUGGAUUUAAUGUGGGAAAAUUUUGAAUUUUUAGUUUUCAAAGUUCACCUCCUUUUAAGAUCAUUUUAAGAAAAAAAAUUAUAUUCAUUUAAUUGUAGUUAGAAAAAAUUCAAAACAUUGAGAAGAUUAUACUUUACAAAAUUUAUCACCUAAUUGUUUAAAGCUUUCAAACAAAUCAAAAAAUCCAAAGAAGUGUAUUUGACUUAUAACAAACCUGAAAUUGUCAAAUUUGUAAUUUCUAAUUGCCGGAAAUGAAGUAAAAGUGCAUUAAUGCAAAGGUGAUUUUGUAAUUGCUUUUUACAUGUGAAAAAUAGUCCCUAAGUAGUUGAAUUCUAUGUUUUUGUAUGUUAAAAAGCAAUUAUUGACUGAGUUCGGAAUAGCUUGGUGUUCUGCAUUUAAGCUUCAUUUUGGUUCAGUAAGUGGUAAGGAAUUUAUUUGUUUUCAUACUGAGGAUUGCAGUAAGUUGGUGUUGGUAUUCUCUUCAUUUGGUAUGUAGUUUUCUGAUGUGUGACAUGUUUUUUAUAUUUCAUUUUUAGAAAAGAAGUAGUUCACAAAAUUUAAAAGAAAUGUAAUUUAUGAGAGUCAGUAUCACUGGCAGUAACGAGAACAUUGCACAUUUUAUUUUAUCAAAAAUUAAUGAAGAAUGAAUGUUAAAAACCGUAAAAUCAGUUAAAUUUUAUCAUUCAUAAAGCUUUGUUAGCACAAUGUUCAUCAUGAAAAAUAAACAGAAUUAAGUGUGGCACUACCAGGUAUUACAUUAUUAGUGCUUCUGAUGUUUUUGUCAAGUUAUUAGAAUCUCAAAAUAUGUUCUUCCACUUUUUUCUUUCUUAUAUAAAGACUUUGAAAUUUAUUUGAAAAAAAAAUAGCGCUGGAUUGUACAUUUAUUUGGAAAAAUUUCCAGAAAUGGAAAGCGGUUUUAUUAAUUGAAUGUAAUGUAAAUCAGCAAGUUGUCAAAUUACAAGAAAACUUUUCUAAUGUUUUGAUUUGAAGUAUUCAUUGGUCACAGAUCAACUAAGAGUUGAAGUAAAACUUGUGUGAUAAGAACUUUGUUUCAGGAGAGCAUUUCAUAAGAAAGGUUUUCUUGUAUUUGAAAUUUUACUGAUGGAAGCCCAAAUCGCAUUUGCUUGUGAGUUGUAAAGGGGAAAUUUAAUUAGGAUGUGAGUUAUUACCACAACGAAACACAAGUUGAGGUUCAUUUUAUGGAAAUGAAAUUUCUGCACACAUGGCCUAAACUUGGUGUACAUUUCCAAGUAAACUCUUGCAUGACCUCAGGAAGAAGACAUGAAGUUGGAUCUGUGUGUAGGCAGCUUUGGGUGUAUUUGAUUGUUUUAAUGUGUCACAUUGAAGAUAGUUCUUUAACAUUGCAGUUGAAAGAAAAGUCACACCAUCAUAAUCACUCAUUAACACUUUCAAUCCAGGACCAUAAACAUUAAGCAAGCUUUAAAAUAUCUGGCUUUCUGACCUUUUAGUUUUGUUCUUUGUUGAAACUAGUUUUUGAAUUCAUUUUUUCAUGCCUAUAUUUCUACCUCUGAAUGUUCACUGAUUUGUUUAAAGCCUUAUUUUUUACUGAUUGUUUAUUUCACAGAUAUUGUGAUAAAAUACAUCUACAGAUGAAACCAUUUAGUAACCAAUUUUCAAGAAAAUUAGUAGAUAUUAAAGCUGAAAAAUCAUUAAAUUUUGCCCCAAAAAAGUAAAUAUCACAGCUCUAACUACUUAUCUGCUGAGGUCUGGAACUGAAAGUGUUAAUAAAGAAUUUCAUAACUAUUGAUUCUAAGGUCAAAAUGUUAUUUGUGAAGGUGACAACCUUAAUCUUACUAUCUCAGUUGAAGCAGAUGCACACUUUUGAACUGUGGCCAAUACGAAAAGUGAUAAAAUUGACAAAAACUAUGCUUUUCCAUUCAGAGCAGAUAUCUCCAUAGUUGUUAAGUGUGUCCAACUCUGUUGUUUGUCUGCCUGGAUGGCCAUUUUGUGCUAUUUCAAUGCAGCAAAAUUAUCUUCUGAAACUGUUAGGUGUGUUAUCGUGUAGUAUUCAUAUCAGCUGCAAGCAUGAAAGGAACUGAAAUACUAUAAACAAGCUUUAAACGUUUUUUUGUAUUUUCUUUAGAAACAUGGCUGUCAUAGCAAAACAUUUCCUCCACUAUUUGUGUAUUGCAUUCUGUUAGUUACUUCAUUGCAAUGAAUGAAUGUGCAUUAGCCUGUACUAUGUAGUCAGCAGAACAUCUUGCAGUAGGGACAGACCAGAAGUUUUGUUCUUAUAAGAAGUAAAGUGUAUUAUAACCUAUUUGAGUCAUUGUACUUCAACACUGUAAAUAUUAAUUGAAUGUAAUUUUGUGUCCUAUUUUACAUCAAUUUUUGUCUUGUUGAUUGAGAAAAGUGUGUAUGUAAUGUGACUAAUGUAUUGUCAUUUGUUGUGAGUAGAAUUUUUGUUUCAUUAUUACUGCUUAAUUUGACCAAUGAGAAGCUUUAUUUUUUGGAAGUAAUUGAUCCACUGGGCAGAACAAUGCUUACUCCAUAUUUUAAUUGCUGUUUUAUAUAUUUGUCUGUCCCUUGCAACGAUAUAAUUGCAUUUAUUUAGAUGUAUUAGACACAUUCCUACCAUUCAUUGUAGGCAUUUCCCUGCAUGUUGCAAAUUAACACUGUAUGAUGAUUGGCUGCUUUAUUUUAAUGUUACAAUGUUGCUUCUGUGAAGUAAAUUAAAUGAAAUAUAAGAUACUCAAACAAUUUACUGCAUUCAUUGCUGCUGAUAAAUUAUAACUGUGCAAAGUCAUGUAAUUAAAUGUAUGUUUAUGUCCAUUGAAGACAGACCAGCUGGAAGAUGGAAGAUUAAAUCCAUUACUAUUGUGCCUUUUGUGGGUAUUUUCAACCUUCUCACUUGCAAACAGGUUUCGUUGAUGAUUUGACAACUUUAACAAUGUACUAUAAGAAUAAAUCAUGAUUUACUAGUAAAAGUUUCCUAUAAUAGUAUUAGUUGUUCAACUGCUAUUACUAGAAUGAUUAUGAAAUUUGUACUAUUUAGUUUGUUUAGAUAAAAGAGCACAAAAUCACUUGUAGGUCAACUUUUCAAAUGAAUUGAUUUAUGUUAGGAAUACUCCUUGACAAGUUAUCAUUCACUGCCAGACUUCAAAAUGCCUAUGGUAAUGGUUUAAGUUUUUCUUGAUCUUCAGGUGCAAUCUAAUGUGAAUUUUUACUGCAAUGCAAGUGAAAAGAUGUUGAGAACAAAAAUUGUUUUGUUCUUACUCUUUGGUUCAGAUAAUGAAAGACCAUUUUUGUUUCGCUCACAGUCAUCGUAACAUACACAUGAACCCACAAUCCAUUGUUGUUAUUUUUUUUACUAUUUUGUGUGAAUAUAGUAAAAGAAUUGUGUUAAGUGAAAGGCCAGAUACACUUAAAUUUCUGUUGUAAUAUAGUUGUUUUUGAAAGUUUGAAUGUUUUCUUUUUGUUUCUUCUUCUUCUUUUUUUCUUUGCUCCUUUCAAUAUUUACAAAUGCAAUGGCUUGCAAAUCUGUUUUGAAGUACUUUUUUAAAACAAAACUAAAAAUUCACCCAAAACCUGCCACAUUGCAGGAGGAAGUGGAGUGGCCCCAGUCUUCUUCAAUGCUCAUAUCAGGUGGCAUUUGACGUUUACAUUCUCUCCAUCCCUCUCCUGGCAUGAAUGCUUAACGGCAAUUAAUAUAUUUUUAAAAUUGUGUAGUUUUUAUCGUGUGUGGUAUGUUUGAGUUUGUCUGGUAGUAGUAUAGAAUUAUAUAUAAAUAUAUAUAUAUACCUACACCUUAUGUGAUUUUACAUUGUUUUUAAUGUUUAUCUGUAUAUAAACCAGUACCUAGCCACAGUUUGCAGAAAUGGUGAAUUUUGGCUUGACAAUUGAAGUACCAUUAUUUUUUUGAAUGAAGAAGAAAGCUUUAGUAAACACAAGAAUUUAUCUUGUUUCUACUGUACAAUUUCCACAUAGAUGCUGCUGAUAGUUUUCAAAUAGAUGCUUUUAUGGUUGAGUCCACUAAAUGCUUUGAUAAUUAAGAAACAUCACAGUUUCAUUGUCAUUACAAUGUUUAGAUUCAUAUGGGUAUGCAUAAAAUCUUGUAAUGACAUGAGUUUAGUUUCUUGUUGAACUCUGGUUACAUUUUUCAUGGUAUUUGCAUUUUUAUACUGUCAUGUAAAAUAAUAUCCAUGCAAUUACAAAGCUUUUUUCUCUUUCAAAAUUACUUUUUUAGUCAAAUAGCCCAUAGUAUUAAAAAUAAUGUGAGCAGGAUGAAAAUAAUUUGUCUAUGUUUACUGUGUAUUCCAAUAUUAAAUUUUUGCUGACAUCAAUUGCAAUUAAUUCAAACAAAUCAGCCAGUAAUGUGCAACACAUUUGCAUAAAUUUUGCCUACUUAAAUAUAGCUCAGAAAAAAUAUUGGGUUGAAUAAUUAUGUUAUAUUUGCUUUCUGAUCCACACUGCAGACAGUUGUGGGUAUUGUCCAUCUUAGUCAUGUACUGUAUAUAGUUUGUGUGUAUGUACAUCCUUUAAAUAGUGUAGGUUGGUCAGGAGUAUGUAUCACUGGGUGUAUGGUAGCCUGGUGGUAAUGCAUGAGUGAGAUCUGAGAAUCCAGACUUGUGAUGCAGGGCAUCAUUUCAUAUAAUAUGUUUGCUUAUACAUUUUUGCUCACUUUUUGUCUGAUACAGACUGCAGUCAUAUUUGCUGCUUUAAUUUUAAUAUAAAAAUAUAUAUAAUAUGUACAUUUUUCACACACACACACACAUAUAUAUAUAUAUAUAUAUAUAUAUAUAUAUAUAUAUAUAUAUAUAUAAGCAAAAGUCUUGUAAUAUUUUUUAAUUUGCAUAAAUUGUAGGAGUUUUGUAAUGAUAAAAGGUGCAACAGUUUAAUGUUUAUUUAUUUCUAUUAUGUUGUUGUAUAAUAUAUUAUCUCCUUGAGAUAUAAUCUUUUUUCCUGACUUCAAAGAGCAUUUGGAUGUUUGCAUGUGCAGUCAUCUCUUGUCUAAGCAAGAAAGAGAAUAUCAAUGAUGUCCGCCUCCCACACCAUGGGUAGUAUUAUACAAGCCUUUGAGUGCAAGCUGACGUUUAUUUGAAAAGAACGUAUCUGGCAUUUGUUCAAAAUGUUUUCUUAAAUUCUGAGAUAAUAGGAGAAGUAUUUUAUGAAUCAAGUAGUUCUCUUGUAAAAGUUUGUGAGAGUCCAAUGAAUUUGAAUUGAAAUAUUUUGUGACAAGUGCAAAUUCUGAAAAAAUGUGGUUAUCCUGUGUACUGGCUUUGUCACUUGUACUUUAUAAAUGAGAUUAAUAGUUAAAGGAUGAUUGAAUUGACUGAUGAGUAGAUGAUCAUAGUUAAGAAUUAAAUCCAUGUGUAAAAAUGUGAUUGCAAGUGUUGCAGCUGUGGAUGUCAAUGAAUUUCAUAUUACCAUGAUUUGUUUCAUUGGUAAUUGAGUAAUGUGUCCAUUAAUCCAAGAUUUAUCUUGGACAUUCAUAUUGUUAUUUCACAAUGUAUUUUAUCUGCCUAAAAAUGCUGAGCUGUGUGCCAUGGAGAAAUUUGGUCCAGUGAUAUACUCAUAUCUGUGAACCAAUUUGUAAUGGGGAUUUCAAAUUUUCUGUGAUCAUUUUUAUUUACAAGAGGGGAAGGGUUUAAUAUUUUUGACAAAGUACAUUUGGGAGAAUCACACAUUCAAUGAAGAAAAAACUUAUAAUUAUUUUUUUUAUUUUACGACAAAAACAGUUAACAACUGUGUGUGACUUCAUUGUACUACUAUUGAUCAUUUAGUGCUUGUGGUACAAAAGACACAAUGAAUUUGAAGCAAAGCCUUGUUUUGUCUUAGGAAAAUGGGGUGGGGGGUGGGGGUAAAAGGAUAGGGUUAGGUAAUAUUGCAAGUGCUGGAAAAGUGGCUGCCAUAAGUGAUGACCUGGCAUACAUUACCAUAUUUUCAACCAUAAAUUGUGUAUAAUUAUUGUAUUGUGAGCAAUUCAUUUGCAUUUGUUUUAUACUAGAUAUAAUUUUUCUCGUAAAACAGUAAGUACAAUAAAGUAUUAUACAAUCUACAUGUUACAUGCCUGUAUUCCCUUUUUUCUUUUCUGAGUAAUAGGUAUUUUGCUGGAUUUAUGAAUUACAUUUUGCUUUGACUUAAGUAAUAAUUAUAAUUGUUACUAAUGGAAAUGACAUUUUGAUAUAUAUUUUAAAAGAUUUCUGAGCAAAAUUUGUAAAGCAAUGUCUGUUUUUGCAUUGAACACAGUAUGUUAAUUAAAUUCAAAUUCAAGUCGUAGGUUUUAUCUAAAUUGAAGACUUAAU
Messenger RNA from Gryllus bimaculatus (two-spotted cricket), 9859 nucleotides. NCBI's taxonomy places the organism in Eukaryota, Metazoa, Arthropoda, Insecta, Orthoptera, Gryllidae. The record is from the annotation of a GenBank genome assembly.